UGGCCGGUCUUCAGCUCCUGAGCAGCUUCGGCCUUCGGUUCCCGUAGUGCUGACGAUUCGGAGCUUUAGGGUAGAACGCGAGACGUCUACUCGCUGCUCCGCGGACCAGACUGCAUUCUGAGGUAAGGAAAGGAAACGAAAGCAGGAAGCAUUGGAAAUAUAUACGAGUUCUUUCCUGUGAAGAUCUACAGAAACACAAGAAAAAAAAUCUAUGUAAAAAAUGGUAAGAAACAACAGUUGAAGAAUAUCAACAAUUAUUGACAGGAAUCUGCCUAUUCUCAGUGCCUCUUAUAAGAUUCUAGUACUAUGUAACCGUAUUAUCAAAGUGUCUAAGAAUAAGAUGAUCACGCUAGGAUUUUCAGGAAACCCAUCAUGAAUGAAUGAGCUUUUGAUGACAAUGGCACUGGGCUUAACAAGCAUCGAGAUGAAGCAGAUGAAGAAGAGAAUUUGACACAGAACUCCGUGGUUAGCCGCUCACAAUUGUAUUAUUUUUUAUUCAGUUCAAUACAUUUCACAGAUAUUUACUGAGGAAUUACUAUCCAUAUACAGAAUCAAGAUAAGACUUUUCAGUCUUCAAGAACUUACUCAUAGAUGUUUGUGGAUUCUUCUGUGGGAUCAGAGGGCACGCCUGUUGUAAUCAGAAAACUCCAAGAAUAGCAGCAGGGAUGGAUGAACAGGCUCUCUUAGGGCUAAAUCCAAAUGCUGAUUCAGACUUCAGACAAAGGGCCCUGGCCUAUUUUGAGCAGUUAAAGAUUUCCCCAGAUGCCUGGCAAGUUUGUGCUGAAGCUCUGGCCCAAAGGACAUACAGUGAUGAUCACAUAAAAUUUUUCUGCUUUCAAGUACUAGAACAUCAAGUUAAAUACAAAUAUUCAGAACUAACUACUGUUCAACAACAACUAAUUAGGGAGACGCUCAUAUCUUGGCUUCAAGCUCAGAUGCUGAAUCCCCAACCAGAGAAGACCUUUAUACGAAAUAAAGCAGCCCAAGUCUUCGCCUUGCUUUUUGUUACAGAAUAUCUCACUAGAUGGCCCAAGUUUUUUUUUGACAUUCUCUCAGUAGUGGACCUAAAUCCAAGGGGCGUAGAUCUGUAUCUCCGAAUUCUCAUGGCAAUUGAUUCAGAGUUGGUGGAUCGUGACGUGGUGCAUACAUCAGAGGAGGCUCGUAGGAAUACUCUGAUAAAAGAUACCAUGAGGGAGCAGUGCAUUCCAAACUUAGUGGAAUCAUGGUACCAAAUCUUACAAAAUUAUCAGUAUACUAAUUCAGAAGUGACAUGUCAGUGCCUUGAAGUAGUUGGGGCUUAUGUCUCUUGGAUAGACUUAUCCCUUAUAGCCAAUGAUAGGUUUAUAAAUAUGCUGCUAGGUCAUAUGUCAAUAGAAGUUCUACGGGAAGAAGCAUGUGACUGUUUAUUUGAAAUUGUAAAUAAAGGAAUGGAUCCUGUUGAUAAAAUGAAACUAGUAGAAUCUUUGUGUCAAGUAUUACAGUCUGCUGGGUUUUUCAGCAUUGACCAGGAAGAAGAUGUUGACUUCCUGGCCAGAUUUUCUAAACUGGUAAAUGGAAUGGGACAGUCCUUGAUAGUUAGUUGGACCAAAUUAAUUAAGAAUGGGGAUAUCAAGAAUGCUCAGGAGGCACUACAAGCUAUUGAAACAAAAGUGGCGCUGAUGCUGCAGCUACUAAUUCAUGAGGAUGAUGACAUCUCUUCUAACAUUAUUGGAUUUUGUUAUGAUUACCUUCAUAUUUUGAAACAGCUUACAGUGCUUUCGGAGCAGCAAAAAGCUAAUGUAGAGGCAAUCAUGUUGGCCGUUAUGAAAAAACUGACUUACGAUGAAGAAUAUAACUUUGAAAAUGAGGGUGAAGAUGAAGCCAUGUUUGUAGAAUACAGAAAACAACUGAAGUUGUUGUUGGACAGGCUUGCUCAAGUUUCACCAGAGCUCCUGCUAGCUUCUGUUCGCAGAGUUUUUAGUUCUACACUGCAGAACUGGCAGACUACACGUUUUAUGGAAGUUGAAGUAGCAAUAAGACUGCUGUAUAUGUUGGCAGAAGCUCUUCCAGUAUCUCAUGGUGCUCACUUCUCAGGUGAUGUUUCAAAAGCUAGUGCUUUGCAGGAUAUGAUGCGAACUUUGGUAACAUCAGGAGUUAGUUCCUAUCAGCACACAUCUGUGACAUUGGAGUUCUUCGAAACUGUUGUUAGAUAUGAAAAGUUUUUCACAGUUGAACCUCAACACAUUCCAUGUGUCCUAAUGGCCUUCUUAGACCAUAGGGGUCUGCGGCAUUCUAGUGCCAAAGUGCGGAGCAGAGCUGCAUACCUGUUUUCCAGAUUUGUCAAGUCUCUAAAUAAACAAAUGAAUCCUUUCAUUGAGGAUAUUCUGAAUAGGAUACAAGAUUUAUUAGAGCUUUCUCCACCUGAGAAUGGUUACCAGUCUUUGUUGAGCAGCGAUGAUCAACUCUUUAUUUAUGAGACAGCUGGAGUGCUGAUUGUUAAUAGUGAAUAUCCUGCUGAACGGAAACAAGCAUUAAUGAGAAAUUUGUUGACCCCAUUAAUGGAGAAGUUUAAAAUUCUGUUAGAAAAAUUGAUGCUGGCACAAGAUGAAGAAAGGCAGGCAUCACUAGCAGACUGUCUCAACCAUGCUGUUGGAUUUGCCAGUCGAACCAGCAAAGCUUUCAGCAACAAGCAGACUGUGAAACAAUGUGGCUGUUCCGAAGUUUAUCUGGACUGUUUACAGACCUUCUUGCCGGCUCUCAGUUGCCCCUUACAAAAGGAUAUUCUCAGAAGUGGAGUUCGGACUUUCCUUCAUCGCAUGAUUAUUUGCUUAGAGGAAGAAGUUCUUCCAUUCAUCCCAUCUGCCUCGGAACACAUGCUCAAAGAUUGUGAAGCAAAAGACCUCCAGGAGUUCAUUCCUCUUAUCAACCAGAUUACAGCCAAAUUUAAGAUACAGGUAUCUCCAUUUUUACAGCAAAUGUUCAUGCCUCUACUUCAUGCAAUUUUUGAAGUGUUGCUCCGACCAGCAGAAGAAAAUGACCAGUCUGCUGCUUUAGAGAAGCAAAUGUUACGAAGGAGUUACUUUGCUUUCCUGCAAACAGUCACAGGCAGUGGAAUGAGCGAAGUCAUAGCAAAUCAAGGUGCAGAGAAUGUAGAACGGGUACUGGUUACUGUUAUCCAAGGAGCAGUCGAAUAUCCAGAUCCAAUUGCACAGAAAACGUGUUUUAUCAUUCUCUCCAAGUUGGUAGAACUCUGGGGAGGUAAAGAUGGACCAGUGGGAUUUGCUGAUUUUGUUUAUAAGCACAUUGUCCCCGCCUGUUUCCUGGCACCUUUAAAACAGACCUUUGACCUGGCAGAUGCACAAACAGUAUUGGCUCUGUCUGAGUGUGCGGUGACUUUGAAAACAAUUCAUCUCAAACGGGGCCCAGAAUGUGUUCAGUAUCUUCAACAAGAAUACCUGCCUUCCUUGCAAGUAGCUCCAGAGAUAAUUCAGGAGUUUUGUCAAGCGCUUCAGCAGCCUGAUGCUAAAGUUUUCAAAAAUUACUUAAAGGUAUUCUUCCAGAGAGCAAAGCCCUAAGGACUGGAUCUCCCUGUGCCUACUUUAUGAUCAAGAAUUCCAGUUAAUAAUUUAUAAAGAAGCAGUUUUUGUGUGCCAUUCACACUGGUCUUUUUAACAUUGCUUUAAGCUUAUUGCAGUAUAUGUAUUGGGAUUUUUCUGUAAAAUGGGUGUAAUUUUCUCUGAAUACAGGUAUGUGACAACAAGAGAAGUUGCUUGCAUGCCAGUUCAAAUUGUUCUAUAUAAAAAUGCUGUUAAAAGAUACAGCACGGUUAUCUUAGUACUCCCCCCCCUUUUUUUUUUUACUUGAAAUAUUAAAUUCUUUAUAAAGACCACAUAGCAGGAAAACAGUGUACUUUUUUUCAAUUGCUAAAUAUAAAAUGUUUGAAAAUUUUAAUUUUAUGUGUGCAGACUCAAAAUGGGAGAAUACAGCAAAUUAAAACUAAUUUUUUGUAGAUAGCCAUUACAUUUCUUUAAACUGUUUCGAUGCCAGUGUGUGUUCUACAAAAGAGAAUGGUUUCAUAAAUUAACUGAUUUAAGAGUAGGUGUCGGUGUUACACGCUUUUUAUAAAAAAUAAAUUUUACGUAGUGAAAUCUA
This is a messenger RNA of Hyaena hyaena (striped hyena), 4131 nucleotides long. It is a transcript of the gene XPOT, whose product is annotated as exportin for tRNA. NCBI's taxonomy places the organism in Eukaryota, Metazoa, Chordata, Mammalia, Carnivora, Hyaenidae. Gene Ontology annotation, biological process: intracellular protein transport; tRNA re-export from nucleus. The record is from RefSeq and is a predicted model, not a curated record. The transcript is spliced from 30 exons. Gene Ontology annotation, molecular function: small GTPase binding; tRNA binding. Bases 666 to 3554 code for a protein of 962 amino acids. Gene Ontology annotation, cellular component: nuclear pore; nuclear matrix; cytoplasm.